Messenger RNA from Felis catus (domestic cat), 774 nucleotides. RefSeq lists its product as uncharacterized. Bases 1 to 774 code for a protein of 257 amino acids. The record is from RefSeq and is a predicted model, not a curated record. Lineage: Eukaryota; Metazoa; Chordata; Mammalia; Carnivora; Felidae. The transcript has 3 exons.
AUGCAGCACUCCUUUACGGAUGCGGCCUCAUCCCGGUUCUUUGACAGGACCCGCACCCCACCCACCCCAACCCGGGAGUCCCGUACCCACGGGCUCCCCCUCUCGGCCCCUCCCUGGUUGCAGUCUGUCACACAGCGGGCGCGGUCUCUGGUCUCUUCUACUGGAUGCAGGCCGGUGGAAGCCCAGACGGAGGGUCUCAGGCCACCCGCCAGGCGGGGUCUUGGCUUUGCGGAGAAAAAAUUAGAGGGCAAGCCAUUUAGAGAAAGGGACAAAGGUGUAUCAAGCAUAGAAGUGAGAAGGGAGCUACUCUCCGGACAAAGCAGCCGUCUCUCCUCCCAGCCUCCCUUCCCUCCUGCCUCACCACGUGGACUCAGCUCGGAGGAUCAAAGUCUGUUUGCUGCCCGGCCCUGGAGGGGGGGCGAAGAAGGCGCCGGAGACCGGGCCGAGUGCAGCUGCCGUGGCCGCCGCCUUUUUAGCUCUUCAGGCGUCGGCUCCCGGGUCCGAGCCACAGCGGAGGAAACCAGCAAGGGAAAGACCUGCGCGGAGAGCCUGCAGAUGCUCGGAGCCUUCGUAGCGCGGAGCUGCCCGUCGCCCGCCCCCGCCGCCCGCCUGCUCCUGCUCCUGCUCCGGCUCUUCGUCCCCGGGCUCCGGGAGCCCCAGCUCCCCGCCGCCGCCGCCGCUGCCGCCGCCUCGGCCUCCGCCGCCCCUCUGUGGGUGUGGGGACUGCUGGGGCUGAGCCGGGCCUCCGCGCCGGCUCCGAGGACGGACGCCUGA